UCGAGGAUAAGCUCAUCAACUGCCCAGCGGACACACAGUUACACUCCCACGCUCUCUCUCGCCUGUCGGAGAGAGAAGAACACCAAAAAAAAAAGGACAAAAAAUGGCAUCCUCCGCCUCACUAUCCUCCCCACUCCACUUCCGCAACCCAAAUCCCAGGCCCAUAUUCUCCCCAAAGCCAACAAAACCUACCACCCUAAAACCCCCCACCACCGUCGUCAAGCCACUCUUCGCCCUCCCGCCUCCUGCCGAAGUCGACAGCGCCACAAUUGCCGCCAUUGGCGGCGGUUCGGUGGCCGCCCUCGCCGCCGCGCUUUCCUUAUCCGACCCCGAAAAGCGUCGCCGCCUCCAGGCCGAAGAGGUCGGCGGCGGCGACAAGGAGGUGGUGAAGGACUACUUCAACAAGUCCGGGUUCGAGCGGUGGAAGAAGAUAUACGGAGAGACGGAUGACGUCAACAGAGUUCAGAGGGACAUCAGGCUCGGGCACUCCAAGACCGUUGAGAAUGUGAUGAAGAUGUUGACCGAUGAGGGCCCACUUCAGGGGGUCUCUGUGUGCGACGCCGGGUGUGGGACUGGGUGCUUGGCGAUUCCGUUGGCGAAGGAAGGGGCGUUUGUCACGGCUGCUGAUAUUUCAGCUGCCAUGGUUGCGGAGGCUGAGAAGCAGGCAAAAGAGCAGCUUCAGUUAAGCAAUGGCUUCUCGGCAGGACCAGUACUGCCAAAAUUCGAAGUGAAGGAUUUAGAGAGCUUGGAUGGGAAGUACGACACGGUGGUCUGUCUAGAUGUUUUGAUUCAUUACCCGCAGAGCAAGGCUGACGGGAUGAUUGCGCAUCUUGCCUCAUUGGCGGAGAAUCGGUUGCUUAUAAGUUUUGCACCAAAGACAUUGUAUUAUGAUGUGCUAAAGAGGAUAGGAGAGUUGUUCCCGGGGCCUUCGAAGGCAACAAGAGCAUAUCUACACGCAGAGGCAGAUGUGGAGAGGGCUUUGAAGAAGGUUGGAUGGAGGAUAAGGAAGAGAGGACUAACCACUACACAAUUUUAUUUUUCGAGGCUGGUCGAGGCUGUUCCUGCUAAGUGAGGAAGAAAAGGCCAUAUUUGAGUUCUGCCUUUUGCUCUAACUGGUUGUAAAGCUUGUUUACAUGUACGUUCUCAUGAAUCUCAUCCUCUUCAUGUAUGUAUGGUUUUGUACUCUUUAUACUAGAUGUUCAUGUUUCAAUCUUAUAUGCAUGAUGACAAUUUUGUGUUCUUCAUAUGAAAUUUAAAUUCAUUGC
Malus domestica (apple) is the source of this 1265-nucleotide messenger RNA. RefSeq names its product magnesium protoporphyrin IX methyltransferase, chloroplastic-like. Lineage: Eukaryota; Viridiplantae; Streptophyta; Magnoliopsida; Rosales; Rosaceae. The record is from RefSeq and is a predicted model, not a curated record. Gene Ontology annotation, biological process: chlorophyll biosynthetic process. Gene Ontology annotation, molecular function: magnesium protoporphyrin IX methyltransferase activity.